Messenger RNA from Prorocentrum cordatum, 1004 nucleotides. Lineage: Eukaryota; Dinophyceae; Prorocentrales; Prorocentraceae. The record is from the annotation of a GenBank genome assembly.
GACGACCUGAGCUAUCAGUGGCAUCGCCGCGUGCUGCUGGUGAAUGGGGAUGCGCAGAAGUGGAUUUGGCUCACGCCGGAAGGGGAGGUGGCCUUCGUGGACCUCUCCACCUACAGGGUCCUGGCGCUGCGCCGGGCUGGGCCUUUCCGUGCCCGGCACGCAGGGGACAUCUAUGUUUUCGACGACGUGCCGGCGGAGGAGAUGCAGGCCUACCUGGAGGAGGCUGGGGCGGUGGCGACGAUCUUGGGGUUCGACCUGGCCGGGGUCGUCGGGCUCCCGGGCGACAAGUGGUACGCGUGCGACGCUACGUCGCCGCACUUCGGGGGAAAGGUGCCGUCGCAGGUGCUCGCCAACGAGGAGGUCCUCGUGCGUCGCGGGGUUGUGGGACUCGUUCGCAUCGACGACGUCUGGCUCCACGCCGUCAAGGUUGCCGCGGGCCGGUCCUUCGACAGCUACCUUGCGCGGGCUCGCGGCGGCGCUGGGCGCGACCCUCGGAUCGUGGGCGGCCAGAGGGACCCAGACAGCCGCCGCUUCAUCGAAUUCCGCGACUCCGUCAAGCGCAUGAAGGAAGCGACGAUCCCAGGGUGGUCUCUGCAGGGGAAGAGGGCCGUCCUUUCCCUCCGCGACGGCGGCCAGGGCACGUGGGAGGACCAUCGCACGACUUGGCUUCGCCGCAGCGGCGUGGUCGAGCGGGGCAACGUGUGCCGCGAACACCACAUGGUCUGCGUGACGCUCAGGAUGAUGCAGCAGUUCGAUCAGCUCGACUUGUACAACAUCGCUGGCGCGGAGUACCUUAUCAGGGGGUUCGACCUGAUCUUCGACGCGGCCGUGGACGACACAGGCGGCAUGGUGCUGCCCGGGUUCGAGAGAUGGGUUUGGGACCAGGCCCGGGCGCGGGCUCAGACCAUGAAGGCGAAUCGGCAGUGGCAGGAGGAGGAGACGGCCGCGGCGCCGAAGGCCCCACCGAAGGGCCGCAGUGGCGGUGCGACUGGCUCUGGCGGAUA